AUGGUUGAGAAGGCACAACAACACUUCUUCUUCCUCAAGGGGAUAAAGAAAUUUGGCACAUCCAUAAGGAUCCUCACCAACUCUUACAGAUCCAGUCUAUAUGGAUUCAUCAUGGCUACUCUGCCUGGGACCAUAGUUCAAGCUCAGACUAGGAUAGCCAACAAGAAGAAGGUCGAGAAGAAUAGGGAUUUCAAACAGGGCAAGUUGAGGUUGGAGUUCCGAGCACAGAGACACAGAGCCUACAGGCAGCCUGGAGCUGCUCAGAUAAAUCUGACUCUGCCUAAUAAUGCUCACAUUCAACGUAUCCUCGGUCUCCUGAUUGUAAAAUUGGUUGAUGUUGUGAUUAUAUUGCAAUUAUCUUCGUCCCCGUCCGAAAGGAUGCGCUGGAGUUUGGUAUCGGCGCAGCUUGUGGCGGUGCUGGCCCUGGGGAUUCUCCCAGGCUCCGGGAUUUCACCAUGGCAUUGGUGUCCAUGUUCAUCUCCGAACCUGUGUGACCGUGUGCCCGCCGACCAUCAGUAUCAAGUCGAGGCCAUUGUGUUUGAUAAUGGAGGAUCGAGUUGGAAACAUUAUGACUGGUCGAAGAUCACAGCAGUUGUUCUCGGUGAAAGAUUUGAUCUAAGCCUUUUAUGUUCAGCUCAUGAACAUAAGGUUCGAGUGAUCCUAAAAGCAAAGAUAAACCUUGAUGUUUUGGCUGAUCAAAUUCACAGCAAGAGAUGGAUCACUCGCAAUGCUGAUUUUGUAAAAACGCUGCAUAUGGAUGGCAUCAAUAUGGAAGUGAGGCAGGCGAUUAACAAUGAAUCUACACUUUACAAUGGCCUAACCAGGAUGAUUAGGGAUACUGUAGAAAUGUUCCACGAAAAAAUACCAGGAUCCCAGGUUACAUUUAAUGCACCCUGGUCUCCUCAUUGCGUGGAUGAUCAAUGCUAUGACUUUGUGGAACUCGCAAAAGCCUGUGACUACUUAAUAGUGAAAUCCUUUGAUGUGCAGAGUCAGAUGUGGGAUGAAUGCUUUGCAAAAGCAAAUGCUCCCUAUGAUAAAGUCUUUUCAGGUCUCUCUGCUUAUGUUAAGCUUGGUAUUGAUCCCAAAAAGCUGGUAAUGGGAAUUCCAUGGUUUGGUUAUGACUAUCCCUGUGAGCGCUUCUUUGAGCCUGGUAGAUGUAAUUUGGAAGAAUAUUCCUUCAGAGGUGCUCGGUGCAGUUCUGAAAAAGCGAAGGUGGUCCCAUACAAAGAUAUUAUACAGCAGCUGCCCAAGUCUAUUACUGGCAGGUACUGGGAUGAUAACUACAAAGCCCCAUAUUAUGUCUACAAGAAAGAUGAUCAGUACCACGAGGUUUGGUAUGAUGACCCCGAGAGCAUUUCUUUAAAAUCAUCUAUCUUGAAGAAACUAAAACUCCGUGGCAUCAGUGUGUCAGCAGGAAAUAAUCUAAACUACAGUACGAAUCCAUUAGCAGCAAUGCAAACUGAAGAAAUGUGGAAUGCUCUCUGCCCUUUCUGAGGGCAAGGACAAGUUUGAUUGUAUUGUAUUCACAUGAACAAAUGAAUUUUGCUUGUUAAAGCAGCAGAGUGUAAGCUAGUUUCCAAACUAGAUCAUUUACCCAAAAUAUUUCUGUAAUAAUGAACUUCUGGAAUGGAAAGCAAAUCUACUGACAAGCAAAACAAGGUCUGGUCACUUCAAGCAACAUAUUAAAUUGUUUACAUGAGCUCAAAAAUCUAAAUCAACUAUUUCAAUGCUUAAUAACAUAACCAGGCAGGACCUAGAAUCCCAAGAACAAUUCUGCUUUCCUGUUGGGUAAUAAUUGAAUCUGAUAUGCACGUGUAUGUUCUUACUUUAAUGCAAGUUUAAUUCUUAAUUGUUUUCAAGAAAGACAUAGAUAUAUUUCUUAGGGCUAGACAAAUCAAAGUGUAUGGGGUGAAAGUGGGAACAGGGGAUUGAGUUAAAUAAUCAGUCAUGAUCAUAUUGAAUGGCAGA
This is a messenger RNA of Stegostoma tigrinum, 1968 nucleotides long. Its product is annotated as di-N-acetylchitobiase-like. Gene Ontology annotation, cellular component: extracellular region. Bases 1 to 1494 code for a protein of 497 amino acids. The record is from RefSeq and is a predicted model, not a curated record. The transcript is spliced from 10 exons. NCBI's taxonomy places the organism in Eukaryota, Metazoa, Chordata, Chondrichthyes, Orectolobiformes, Stegostomatidae. Gene Ontology annotation, biological process: carbohydrate metabolic process; chitin catabolic process. Gene Ontology annotation, molecular function: chitin binding; chitinase activity.